Molecule: messenger RNA, 2284 nt
Organism: Phalaenopsis equestris
Lineage: Eukaryota; Viridiplantae; Streptophyta; Magnoliopsida; Asparagales; Orchidaceae
Product: pentatricopeptide repeat-containing protein At5g46100
Exons: 1
Coding region: 197-1678 (493 amino acids)
Molecular function (GO): protein binding
Source: RefSeq, a predicted model, not a curated record
UCAGUUUGAUCCGAUUCAGAAUUUAGAACUAUCAAUCUCAGCUGAAGUUACUUCGAGUCAAUCUCAAAUCAAUUUAAGCAGAUUCAUGUAUGGAUGGAUACAUACUCCAAAAUUUUAGCUCUGACUCGAUCCAAUCUCGUUCGACCCAAAAGCUAAACUGAAUGGGCGACUCCAUUGCUGCAACCUCUUCACCACCAUGAUCUCCUCCAAAUUUCCGGCGAUAAAAUGGACGGCGCCGCCGUCGGCCUCCCACGUCCUACACCUAAUCCGCGCCGAGCGCGACGUCCAGAAAGCGUUACAGAUCUUCGAAUCCGCCUCCAGAGAGGACUCAUCCGGCUACCGACAUGAUCAUGCCACCUUCGCUCUCAUGGCCUCCCGCCUCGCCUCCUCCGGCCAUCCUCGCACCGCCGAAUCCCUCCUCUCCCGCGCCUUCUCGGAGCUCGGCAACCCUCCGGCGGAAUCCUCCUUCCUCCCCCUCAUCCGCUCCUACUCGCGCUCACACCAUCCCCUCGACUCCCUCCACCUCUUCCGCCGCAUGACCUCCGUCUUCCUCCUCCGUCCUUCUCACCGCUCCUACAACGCCACCCUCGCCGCCCUCGUUGCAAACAACCAGCUUUCCUCCGCGAAAACCCUCUUCAACGAGAUGAAGUCCGCCGGGAUCCCCUUCACCGUCACCUCCUUCAAUAUCCUCAUCAAAGCCCUCUGCUCCUCCUCCUCCUCCUCCUCCGGCGCCCUCGAGGCCGCCAUUCGCAUAUUCCAUCGAAUGCCUGGCCGCGGAUGCCCGCCGGACGCCUGCACUUACAACACCUUGAUCCAUGGGCUCUGCAAAAACGGCAGGGUGAACGAUGCACGGAACCUGUUCGACGAAAUGCCGCAACAUAAACUUUCCCCAACUGUCGUCACUUUCUCUUCCUUAAUCCACGGCUUGUGUAUCUCCGGCCAUCUCGAUCAUGCUCUCAAGCUGUUCGAAGAAAUGUCUGAUCAAGGAAUUAAGCCCAAUGUGGUAACCUACACAUCCCUGAUCGAUGGGCUCUGUAAAGGCGGCCGAUCAAUCGAUGCGAUGAAGCUUCUGGACCAGAUGGCGAGAAGGGGAUUCUCGCCGAAUAUCAUCACCUACACCGCUCUCAUCGGCGGCCUCCUCCACUCCAAAAAAUUGCAAGAAUCGCUCGAGGUUUUUGACGGGAUGAGGUUACGAGGAAGAAAGCCGGAUGCCGGACUGUAUGGGAAGAUCAUCAAUGCUUUAUGUGAUUCCCGCAGAUUUCAUGAGGCUUCCAAUUAUCUGGACGAGAUGGUUAUGAGUGGAAUUGUGCCCAAUAGAUUGACAUGGAGCCUUCAUGUGAGGAUUCACAACAUGGUGAUUCGAGGACUCUGCGGUGCAGGGGAGUUGAUUCGAGCUUUCAGGGUUUAUGUUUCGUCACGUAGACGGGGGAUUUCGAUUGAAGUGGAGACUUAUGGGGUUCUGGUGGAGCUGUGGUGCAGGAAAGGGGAGGUUGAGAAGGCGUUGGGGGUGGUGGAGGAGAUGGUGGUUGAUGGCUGCUUGCCUGAUAGCAGUGUGUGGUGGUCGGUUAUGGAGGUUUUGUGGGGUGGGAGACAGGUUGGGGAAGAAGAUGAGUUGGUGUGGGAAGAGCUGGUUUUUUGUGAUGGGGAUCAUGAAGUUUAUGAAGGUAAGGUGAGUUGAGUUGUGGUUUGUGUUAAGUUUAGGUAAAAAAAUAUUUUCAUGCGGACAUCCGAACGAAGUGAGGAGAACUAUAAAAAUAUUAUGUCUGGGUCACUAAAUGUUCAAACAAUUAUUGAAUGUCCAGACUAUGAUGUGGAUCACGCUACCCUACUUAGUCCAUACCACGGGAUGUCUGGAAGAUGGUGUGGAUCGCACCACGCCGCUUAGUCUAUACAAUUAAAUGUCUGGAUGAUGGUGUGAAUUGCACCACGCCUAGACGCAGAGAAUAAUGCGGAUUACUCCUUUCCAUUAUGCGCAUUAGCAUGGUCUAAUCCACACGGUUGCGCGCACAAAAUGUUUUAAGUUAGUUUAGGGUUGGAAAAAAUUGUGUUGAGAUGGGGUUUAAAAUGGUUGAAUUCCCUUUAGUUCGUGCCAUGGAUGAAGAAUUUGUGUUAUAUUCAUCUAAUCAGAGAUGCACUUAUCUUUAAGCGUUGUUUUUGUUAUUUUGAUGUUCAUGGGAAAUUAUAUGUUCAAGCAUUAAGAUUUUGAGGCAUUAACAUAUGCCAUCUAAUUCAUAUGUAUUUAUAGCUGUAACACCCAGGGUGGGAGCUAACCUCUUUUUUGAAG